Purpureocillium takamizusanense is the source of this 5678-nucleotide messenger RNA. RefSeq names its product coatomer subunit beta (gene SEC26). The record is from RefSeq and is a predicted model, not a curated record. Lineage: Eukaryota; Fungi; Ascomycota; Sordariomycetes; Hypocreales; Ophiocordycipitaceae. Bases 326 to 3196 code for a protein of 956 amino acids. Gene Ontology annotation, biological process: intra-Golgi vesicle-mediated transport; intracellular protein transport; endoplasmic reticulum to Golgi vesicle-mediated transport. The transcript is spliced from 3 exons. Gene Ontology annotation, molecular function: structural molecule activity. Gene Ontology annotation, cellular component: COPI vesicle coat; cytoplasm.
AGAUCAUCUCCUAAAGGUUGUCUGUCUGUUGACCGAAGCUCUUCGUCACCCCAGAGAGCUGGCUAACACAACAAUCUUUCGGUCAUCAAGGACUGGCAUACUGCCAAAUCCCUCCUGCGACGCCGAAUGGGCCCGAUACGCCCUUGUUCCUCGUGAAAGCUCCCCUCCUCCACGGUGUUCCCGCCCUCUUGGGUCCGACCCCUGAACCUACCUCCGUCUAUCUGCUCGAGUCGACGAUACGCCAGAAGCCGUUUGCCUCGAAGAGUUGAUUCCAACACCGGCCCAUCCUCGAGCAUAGCAGAGCCGCUGCCAGUCUCUCUCGACCAUGUCUGGCUUCCUUGAGAAUGCCUACAGCCUGGUCCACCAGGACAAUGCGGCCGACGUGCCGUCCGUCUCGGACCUGCGCAUGCAGCUGGAGAAGGGCACCGACGAAACCAAGGUUGAGACCAUGAAGCGCAUAUUGACCGUCAUGCUGAACGGCGACCCAAUGCCCACGCUGCUCAUGCACAUCAUCCGAUUCGUCAUGCCCUCCAAGUACAAGCCACUCAAGAAGCUUUUGUACUUCUACUACGAGAUAUGUCCCAAGCUGGACUCGAGCGGCAAACUCAAGCAGGAAAUGAUUCUGGUUUGCAACGGCAUCCGGAACGACCUCCAGCACCCCAACGAGUAUAUUCGAGGCAACACACUGCGCUUCCUUUGCAAGCUGCGCGAACCGGAACUGAUCGAGCCGCUACUCUCGUCGGCUAGAUCCUGCCUCGAGCAUAGACAUGCAUACGUACGCAAGAACGCUGUAUUCGCCAUCUCCUCGAUUCACCUGCACUCCCCGUCCCUCAUCCCCGAUGCGGCCGAGCUCAUCGCGACUUUCCUCGAGGGCGAGACGGAUGCCACAUGCAAACGAAAUGCCUUCGCUGCAUUGGCGAGCAUCAAUCAUGACGCGGCUUUGCUGUAUCUGAGCUCCGUAUUUGACGGCAUCCCGAACGCCGAGGAGCUCCUCCAGCUGGUUGAGCUAGAGUUCAUCCGUAAGGAUGCCGUGCAGAACUCACAAAACAAGGCACGGUAUUUGCGGUUGAUCUUCGAUUUGCUGGAGGCUGGUGCCUCGACUGUGGUGUACGAGGCGGCCUCUUCCUUGACGGCUCUGACCAACAACCCCGUUGCCGUCAAGGCCGCUGCCGCCAAAUUCAUCGAGCUGAGUAUCAAGGAGGCAGACAACAACGUCAAGCUCAUCGUUCUGGACCGGGUGGACCAGUUACGCAAGAAGAACGAAGGCAUCUUGGAUGAUUUAACCAUGGAAAUCCUGCGCGUCCUUUCCAGCACAGACAUUGAUGUGCGAAAGAAGGCCCUUGGGCUUGCGUUGGACAUGGUGUCGAGCAAGAAUGUUGAAGAGGUCGUCCUGCUCCUGAAGAAGGAGCUUGCGAAGACUGUCGAUCAGGAGUAUGAGAAGAAUGCAGAGUACCGCUCUCUUCUCAUUCACUCUAUCCACCAAUGCGCCAUCAAGUUCUCAGAGGUUGCCGCCAGUGUCGUGGAACUCUUGAUGGAUUUCAUCACAGACUUCAACAACGCCUCUGCUGUCGACGUAAUCAAUUUUGUCAAAGAGGUUGUCGAGAAAUUCCCCGCUCUGCGCAAGACUAUUGUCGAGCGACUCGUGGCGACUCUCAGUGAGGUACGCGCCGGCAAAGUCUACCGAGGAAUUAUGUGGAUCAUCGGCGAAUAUUCCCUUGAGGAGAAGGACAUUCGGGACGCUUGGAAGAGGAUACGUGCCAGUCUGGGCGAGAUUCCGAUUCUUGCCUCGGAACAGCGAUUGCUCGAGGAGCAAGACAGUGAGGACAAGCCCGAGGAACAGGUCAAUGGCCACUCAAAACCCUCGCAACCUAGCGGGUCGCGAAAGGUCUUGGCAGACGGCACAUAUGCUACUGAGACGGCACUUACCAGCCAGUCGUCCGCUGCUGCCAAGUUGGAAGCCGUCAAGGCCGCCCAGAAGCCGCCACUGCGACAGCUGAUUCUCGACGGAGACUACUACUUGGCUACUGUCCUCUCAGCUACACUGGUGAAGCUUGUCAUGCGCCACUCGGAGAUCUCGGCCGACAAGGCGCGAACUAAUGCACUGAGAGCCGAGGCAAUGCUCAUCAUGAUUUCGGUUUUGCGUGUCGGCCAGUCUCAAUUCGUCAAGGCGCCGAUCGAUGAGGACUCCGUGGAUCGUAUCAUGUCUUGCGUGCGGUCUCUGGCCGAGUUUCAAGAGAAGAAGGAUUUGGAAACGGUUUGGCUGGACGACACCAGAAAGGCAUUCCGGGCCAUGGUUCAGGUCGAGGAGAAGAAGCGCGCGGCCAAGGAGGCAUACGAGAGAGCGAAGACUGCCGUGCAGGUUGACGACGUUGUUCAAAUCAGGCAACUCUCCAAAAAGAACGCCACCGAUGGCCUCGACGAGAUGGAGGUUGACCUGGAGAGAGCAACGGGAGGCGAGUCAACAACGGAGGACCUCAGCUCGAAACUCAGCCGCGUCGUGCAGCUGACCGGCUUCUCCGACCCCGUAUAUGCCGAGGCCUACGUUAAGGUGCACCAGUUUGAUAUUGUCCUCGACGUCCUGCUGGUGAAUCAAACUACCGAGACCCUUCAAAACCUGUCGGUCGAGUUUGCAACGCUCGGCGACCUCAAGGUGGUGGAGCGGCCGACAACUCAGAACCUUGGGCCUCACGACUUCCAUAACGUGCAAUGCACCAUCAAGGUUUCGUCGACCGACACCGGUGUCAUCUUCGGAAACGUGGUGUAUGACGGCGCCCACUCAACCGACACCAAUGUUGUCAUCCUGAACGACCUGCACGUAGAUAUCAUGGACUAUAUCCAGCCGGCGACCUGCACAGAAACCCAGUUCCGCACCAUGUGGACUGAGUUUGAAUGGGAGAAUAAGGUCAACAUCAACUCGAAGGCGAAGUCGUUGCGUGAUUUCUUGGAGCAGCUGAAGGCGUGUACCAACAUGAACUGCCUGACCCCCGAAGCUAGCCUGAAGGGGGACUGCCAGUUCCUGAGCGCCAACCUGUACGCCCGCAGCGUCUUUGGUGAGGAUGCGCUCGCCAACCUGAGCAUCGAGAAGGAGGGCGAAGACGGGCCCAUCACAGGCUUUGUCCGUAUCCGAAGUCGAUCGCAGGGCCUCGCGCUUAGCUUGGGCUCUCUCAAGGGACUUAACAAAAUUGGUUCUUCGUGAAGGGCUGAUCUGGACCUUGGGCGUGUCGGCCCACUCUGGACGGUAGCCCGGUAAUUUGUGCGCGGGAAAUCAUAGUGCUCAUACACACAGGCCAAGAUGGGAAGCAGUGGUGGAGAAGUAGUUUCCGGCAGUCAUGCUCUGCCUGCGGCGGGAUUACCCCGGUUCUUGAACGAUGCAGGAGUCAUGCUGCGAGGACGCAAUGCUGAAAAUUAGAAAGGGAAACCCAUGAGAUUAUGGGAAAGGUCGACGGGAAGCGGGGUGGGAGACAGGGAGGGCAAAAAGGCCGGAUGGUAGACGACGUAUCUGAGACCACGACUUUUUGGUAGUGUUUCGUCCUCAGAUGCAUGCAUCGAACUGUUGACACACCUUUCUGCCACUAAGUGUGAAGCCAUCCGGCCAUGUUUCGUCUCACAGCCUGCCCUGGGCGAGCACCACGUCGACUCGAUGGAGCUAUUUAGCUAGGAAGAGGAAUGGUUCGGGGUAUAUUAAAAGACAAGCAGACCAAUACCCAGGACAAAACGACCAGCAAGCAGCCCCCAACUCCUAGAGGUGCGGGCACUCCACGCACAUGUUGAAAUUGAAGCACAAACAAAAUGAGGGGCCGUAUAUGGUAUUCGCCCAUGGUGAAGUAACGCUCAGAAGACCCAACAACAAACACUCCGAUGCACAAACAAAAAACUGCACAGAGUUGCAGAGGUCGCGGCGCAGGCCGUGCGGCGAAUGUGCCGCUUAGAGCCAGUAUGAUCCAACGUAAAGAGAAGGCCAGGGGGCGACACGGGCAUUAUGGUGCGCUGCCCCGUGUGGCAUGCAACGACGCUAUCGGUUGAAGACAAGGGCGUUGAGGAUAUGAUCUGCUUGCCAGCCCUGGUCCUGGAGAGACAUGCCCUCCUUGAGCAUCUUGCCCAUGUACGCUAUGCGGAUCUUCUUGGUGGAAGGAGUCUGCGAAGGAAACGUUGCAUUAGCUGAAUGGGAAUGUGGCGCCGUCGACCAAAGCGCGCAUGGCGUUGGUAUGGUCUCAUAGGUUCAUAUGUGCUCUCUUACCGCUGAUUCUGAUGCGAUGGUCCGUAUGACGCUUCGAACUGGAUCCGUUUUGGCGACCGACACAUCGAUGUCUCGACCCGAGUCACUCAGUCGCGCUCGAACCCUUAUUUGUUCCCGCGCGUCGAGCACACGUUUGCCUUUCUCCUCUCGCCUUCUCUCGGCGUCAUCCACAGGCACGUCGUUGAUAUCGGCCCCGAUAGUCUCUCCAGCACUUGUAGGCAGCUCGGCGUCCUUGCCAUCAGGGUCGCUGUCGUCGGCGAGGUUGGUUGGGUCGGCGACGACCCACUGGGGCAGCUGGUAAUAGUUCCCGAGCGAGUCAUAGACGCCGUUGGCAAGGUCGCCCGUGGGCAAAGAGAUUUCGGCGGCGGACAGAAUCGAUUGCGCGGUGCCGAGGCCAUUGAGGCCGUCGUCGUUGGAGUCUUCGGUGGCAGGAUCCCACAAGACCUGCAGGGCCGCGUGAAUCGUCUGCCAUAUCUCCGCGCGGCCCGUGACCCUAGUGUCGAAAAACUCGGCGCGCUCCUUGUCUAGGCCUCGGCGUGUCCACCUGCGAUCUUUGGAGGCCCAUUCAUGUUGGCGUAAGGGCUUAUUGAUGUGCUGAUCGAGCGGACCCUGGUCUCGGCGGCGGCGGCGAUGGUGAGAGGGUGGGACGGGCUGGGAUACGCCAUGGCUAGCAGCCUGGAUGCCGUCUGGAAGCGUCAGGGGUGGAGGGUUGAUGUGUCGGGCGGAGGAAUUAGGGGCGCCGCCUGGAUACGGCGAGUUCGGGCCCGAGGAUCGAGAAAAGCAGCACCCCUGCGAAAUGUUGAAAAAGAGUCGUUAGCUCAACGGCCGACGCAUCACCGAGGACUCGGGGCGAUCUCUAUGCACCCUUGUCUACAAAUCAACGGCUGGGCGUACGUACCAUAGCGCGAGAGGCGGCGUCGCCAGCGGCGGGGGAGGAGGCGAGAGUCCAAUGUAUGUCGCAAAGAUGGGGGACCGUUGAUGCGCUGCGAGAAAGACGGGGCGUGUUGUCACGGCCAGUCCAUUCCAACCUUAAGGUAUCGGAUAGAUGAUAUCGUCGAAACGUGGGGCUGGAAGGCGGCAGUGAAGUGAUGGUUCACCGCGAUACCAGUACGAGCACUCGAUGCACCAGGCUCUGUCGCAGAAGAUGACGGUCUAGGCAGUGGUUGCGGCGAAUGCGCAUGCGCUCGCGAAGAUGCGACAAGUGAAGCCGGGCGAGGAAAUGAGCUUACGACCGUCGACAAGGCAUGAGAAUGCGAAGUAUAACGAGAGAGUGCCCGGGAAGGCAGGCCGAUGGACGAGGUGAAGCUGGCAGGCGGCAGAUGGAGAGCCGGCGCGAGGCGGAGGAGGGGGCGUUCGAGAUGGGCGUGACGCCGACGACCGGCUGCGGCAAGGUUCCGAAGAGGGUGUUUUGAGGCCAAAGGGUCGAGGGUUAGAGGUGGGG